Molecule: messenger RNA, 2591 nt
Organism: Galendromus occidentalis (western predatory mite)
Lineage: Eukaryota; Metazoa; Arthropoda; Arachnida; Mesostigmata; Phytoseiidae
Exons: 2
Coding region: 1-2250 (749 amino acids)
Source: RefSeq, a predicted model, not a curated record
AUGAAACCACCCGAUCCUCGGAUACUUUUUAGUUGUGCUCUCGUCAUCUUCCCCCUACUCGGCUGUGCGACUUCAGCUCAGCAGCUCCCAUCGGAAGCAGCACCACAGCUACCGCCUCCGCCGUUGCUCAACGUGAAUGUCCCUGCGAAGAGCUUCACUCGAUUGAAUGUUGAAGUAUCUGAGAAUCGGACAGGAUCGCCUCCAGCUAUCGCGACUUCGACAGUCAUCGCCAUCGCUCCAACCGAUGCCGAAUUCGAAAACGCAAACAACGCGACAGAAGCUCAUGGUGCGGUGUUGCAGCCAGACGCUGAGAAAAUCCCACCGACGGAGGACGUGGUAACUAAGACAUCAGUACAAGGUUCGGUGACGGAACUAAUUGCCGAAAACGAAGACGUCGGCCCCAACGACGAAGAUCCACAACCAGUCACCAGGACUUCAUUGAGUGUAAGCGAGGUGGAGCUCGGAGAGAACGGACAAGUAGUGAGUGCCGUAACGGAAGCGAACCUCCAGGAUGCCGUGACGAAGACGUCACUUAAAAUCUCCCAACAAGAAAUCGUUCCCGCCUCGAACGAGGCGGAACGGAACUCUUCCCUGAGUAAGCCUAAUGCUGAGAACAUCCAAGAAAUACUCAAACAGAUCCAGAACGAGGUUGGGGAAGGACGAAUCCUCUACGUUGCCGAUCCCAAAGGAAAGACAGGUGUCCGCAUCGGUCAUCAGACGGAAGCCCCGGCGCAAGAUGUGGAAUAUCAAGAUGAGGGAGAUGUCGAAUACGACGAUUACGAUACGCCAACUACGACCCCAUUGUCGAUCGUUCAGUUGAAAAAACUCUCUUUGCCGCGGAAUAGGCCGACUAUCGGACGACAAAGACCGGGAAGUCAGACGUCCAACGCAGACGAUAAUUCCGACCACAAUGUCAUAGGCAUGAAGAAGCAGAAGUUCACGAGACCUGCCUUCGGGAUUCUACAACGUCCGAAGAAGACAACCGUAGCCCCCGGUCCUCGCACGGUUAGACCAUUCGUGAAAGUUUUCGACCGGGCCAAGACGAGACCAAAAACGAAGACUGUACAGCAACUGCGGAUUCGUAAGCCGGUUCGACGAAUUACGACUGCCAAACCCGUUCGGAAGGGUUUCCCUAUAGGACCCCCGAAAAGUGCCAUUCCUCCUGACGCAUCCAAACCCUCCGGACCAUCUCUUGCCGAUUUCGAGGAAAUUUACAGACGUCAGAAAGCUCAGAAAAGUCUGACUGAAACCUCCACCUACCGAACCGUCGACGAAGACGUGCCCGACGACUUCGGGGAACCCGACUCGCAGCUGCCGUUGGUCUAUUACGAGGGACAGAGCAGAAUAUCCGAAGGCUGGGAAUGGUCGCCUUACCUCGACGAUCGCAACACGAAAGAAUUCAAGUAUCUCGCUUUCCACGUCAAAGACCAAAUCAAGACGUUCUUGGACGAGACCCGGUACGGAGAGUUCCUCAACUACAUUUUGAUCGAUGGUUUCACGAAGGAACUCAACGUUGAUUUUUUCCUCGUGUUUUAUAAAACCGAACCCAUGAUCAAUGACACCGAGCUCACCGAAGAAAUCCGCGAAGUCAUGACGUACAAAACCGAAGAGAACGACUUCGAAUUCACGCUCGAUCCCAACGCGACAAUCUUCCGGUUCAAAUACGUGAAGACUCCAGCUACCGAACGGUUGGUGGAGGCUCCGCUAUUACCUAACUGGGCCAUCGCGAUCUUGGUUUUUGGCUUAGGAUCGCUGAUUCUGGUCGCGGGCUCAGUGAUCAUGGCGAAUAAUUUCCGUUCGAUCCGGAAGCUCAAAGAUAUCAAGAAACGGAAGCAUCAAGAGAAACAACAUCAGCUACAAAUGAGUAACCUGCCGCAUCGGUAUCCCGAAGUCAAACAAUCCAAGGAUAGAAAUUCCAAGAGCAAAUCUUCCGCCUCAGGAAGCUCUUCGAAGGGCCGUGCCGGGUCUGCGGGUACUCUGGAUAGGAGACCGCCGAUGCUCGAACGCUAUCAGAGAGACUACGGGGCGUAUGAGCAGAAGAACCCCUUGCAGGAGGAACUCUACGCGGAAUACGAGAACAGGUCGGCGGCAUACGAUCGAUACGCGGAUCGGGAGAGACCGAAACGCAAAGAAAUUCGGCCACUGGAGGCACCCGAGGAUCGAUACUCAACAGUCGGUUCCCAUUUCCCGAGCAGUUACAAAUCUCUCCUGCAGCCAUCGAAGUCAAUCCUCUAUCGCCCACCGAGAUGAUUUCUGAAGAUUGACCGAUCGGAGGACUCAGAUGGAUGACAGGCAGACUGAAACGGAAAAUUUAGUCUCCCUGAUUUGAUAUUGUGGCAAUCCUCCCCUGGUCGGCUAUGGGUCUAAUUACCAGAAUGCUGACGAUACUGCGAGGGAGCCAUUCAUGACUCUCAUGACACCACUUCCCAAGCAUAAUGAAUCGAAAGAGUUAUAAGAUUCCGAUCCCGGGGGAAGAUGGGAGAAAAAUGAUGGUUCCCACGGACUCGCCUAGGGGUGAUCCUUGAGACAUCGGCCAGUGAUCGAGGAGUGAAAAAAUGAGGAUUCGUAUUUAUUCAUCCUGUGAUAGUACC